Messenger RNA from Drosophila miranda, 3386 nucleotides. Its product is annotated as nuclear transcription factor Y subunit beta. Bases 1957 to 3369 code for a protein of 470 amino acids. The record is from RefSeq and is a predicted model, not a curated record. The transcript is spliced from 3 exons. Lineage: Eukaryota; Metazoa; Arthropoda; Insecta; Diptera; Drosophilidae.
AGUCAGCAGAAGAACCACAAGGCAGUACAUUUUAGCAGAAAGUAAAAGUUAAUUCCUUACCAGCCCAAGCCCACAAAAAAAUAUAUUUUUUAUUUUUAAAACAAUUGUUUAAAAAUAUUAAGAAAAAGCAAACAGCGGACACACAAUGAGAGAGAGAGAUAGAUAGAUGCUGUUUAGAAUGAAGUUUUGCUUAAAAUUUGAAUUUAUAUAAUUAAAUUACACAAACAAAACACCCAAAAAAAGUAUACAAAAAAAUUUAUAAAAAAUUUGCUAAAAAAAAAAUUAUAUGUUUGAGUUUGCUUUUAAUGAGAAAAAUGCAUCAAUUGAUUUUCUUUGCCUGAAAUUGAACAGAAAUUGUGGCUGCUUUUCAGCCGAACUCUGCUCUGAUUAUGCAAAGGUAGGUCUUUGGUUUGUUUGUUUGGUUUUUUGGGAAAGCCCCCCAUUUGAAGUGGAGUGAAAAACCCAAAAACUCAAAGUGCGUCAUCAUGGGAUCACGGUUCGAUCGAGGCCUUCAUUGCAACAUCGUUAACAUCCGCUAAUUGUCAAAGUAAUCUGAAUAACGAAAGUUCAGAUAUGCCGAUCCACAGAUACAGAUACAGAUACAUAUACAUAUCGUAUGUACAUGCAUCCAUUCAUAUCUUCAGGGUAAAAUCAGUUUUGAGAGAUCUUUGAUCGAUGUGGGCUGCUGCUGUGACCAUCAAUAAUCCAGUUAACGCUGAGAGUCGGUCUGUCAGCCAAAUUGAAUCACCUUUCAUAUUAAUGGAGCUUUAAUCCCCCCCCAUCUGUCGUCUAGUGUUUCUUUGGCUCUCCGUAACGUGUUUCUUUUUCCUCGAAUCUCUCGAAUCUCUUUUUUCGCAGUUCCAUAAAAUAGUUAUUAAAACUUUAAGUGGCGCAUUAAAUUGCACAUUAUAAUGUCCCAGUCAUGAUUUAUAUAAGCUGUAUUAUGCUUUCAUUAUGUAGUAGGUGUGUCCAUAUGUGGAUGAGAGUGGAGCUUAAGAAAAGAGCUGGUCUUGAAAGAAAUUUGUAUGGUAAUAGGUCCUCAAAGAACUCGAAAGAAAGGCGUAAAAUAUUUUGUACAUUUACGAGGAAAAAAAUUGCCAAAUUCUCUGGAUAAUUUGAUAUUUUGGAAGCAGAGAGUCUGUUGAUUGAAAGCAAAGACUAGACUCUGAACUGGUACUAAUUAUCACUUUUGAAACAAUAGAAGAUUCAAUAAUAUGGUACCGAAACACUUAGCAUAUUUAUUUAUACUUAAAUGAAAAGAGAGUUUUCUAACUACUUUUGUCUAUAAAAGAAUGCUAUAACUAUAAUAAUAAUAUAUAAUAUACAAUAGGAAAAGGUAGCUCUACAACCGAAAUCUAAUCUAAUAAACUUUAGCUCGAAAUUAGAAAAACUCUUUUAUGGCAAACUCCUUAAAAUGCUACCCAUAUCUAAAUUUAAACCAAAAAAAUGAAUACAUUUUCGUUUCCAUUGAAGCCCCCGAGCAAUUACCUAAGUCUGAAUGAAACCAAUUUAAUGGAGUGCAAACACUACGACUCCGACUGCGAGUAUGUCAAAAAGCGGGCGUUGACGGCCAACAAAGCAACGCCACGGAGGAGAAAUAUGUACAUACUCUACGAACAGCCCCAAUGACUUACAUUUGUAAAGAGCCCCAACCGAACCGAACCGAAGGAGAAAGUGAAAUUUUUGCAUUUCUCAGUGAGCAGCAGCAGGUCUGGGCCAUUGCCAUGGGCCAUUGACAGCGACUCAGACAGCUGGAGACGACCGACCGGCUCUGGGGCUCGAACGGAGCCUCAGUCUGGGUCUUCUGAUCGCGAGGCAUUCAGUCAGAAACGAACCAACAACGGAGUCGGCCUAAACCGCACGGAAAACGCAUCGAAAUCGAAAGUGCUCUGUGACCGCGCGACUUGAAUCGCCAAGUGCUUGCUCUGUGAGAAGGGGGUGUCAUCCAGCCAUCAUAUGUCACCGGCUACGGUUAGCAAACAGACAGCCAUCCGGCUUUGGCCUGGGGCUGCUGUUUACCUGGUAGUUUUAUGCCUGGCCCAUGGGCCGUCGUUCGUCUUAUGUAAUGACAGCGAUGGUGAAAAUAUGCAAAAAUACGCGAAUGAAUCACUCGCAGUGGUGGAGGCGGACUCAAACGCUCCCAUUUGGUCGCAGUUUCUCGAAGAUUAUGUUUUGAGCCAAAGCAGCAGCCAGCGAACGUCCAAGGAUCUGCCGUACAUGGGUGGCGGGGAUAUGGGCAUGAGCAUGUCCAUUAACGGACCCCUUAACUAUCAUUCGUCGGCCUACAAGCGACCUGGAAACAACAUUUACAUCACGCGGCGGAUUGGCGAGGCUGUGGAGUUGGAGCCGCAUUUGCGCAAGCCCGUGGAGAGUCAGAGUCCCAUUGUGAAUCCCCAGUUCCGGCCGAUGACCAAUCAAAUGUUGCACCAACAGCAACAGCAGCACCUGCAACAGCAACAGCAACAGCAGCAGCAGCAGCAGCGACAGCAGCCUGGCUUCCUGCAGCAGCUUUUUGGCAUUGGCGGCAGUUCUGGGGGAGGCAAUCCCAAUCCCAAUCCUCCUCCUCCUCCCCAGCAGCAGCAGCAUCUGCGGCCAGUACCCCUGCAGCAGCAGCAGCACCAGCAACAGCAUCUCCAGGGCAGUGGCCAGCCCACAACAUUCCGGGCUGUUUCCGAGAACGAUCUGUAUCUGCUGGGUGCCAUCGAGAAGCUGGUCUAUCGUGUUGAUUACCUGGAGAGUCGCGUGCGACGGUCAGAGCAGUUGAUCUACUACCUGAUGGCUGGCAACAAGGAAGGCCAGAAGGAGGUCAAGGAUCCCUGUCCCACGAACUUUACGCGCAUCAGCGACAACUGCUAUUACAUCAACAGCCAGCAGCAGGUCAACUGGAAGACGGCCAAUUCGGCCUGCAAGGCCCUCAACUCGCAUUUGGCAGAGUUCGAAAAGGUCUCGGAGAACGAAGAGAUUAUGGCCUAUCUGCUGAACCAGCCGCCGCACAGAGGACGCGACUACUGGCUGGGCGGUCUCAACCCUGGUCUCCUGUGGAUCUGGUCCAACUCGGCCAAGCCUGUGAAUCCCAAUACGAACCUCACAUCGAUAGCCAUGGCCCAGAAGAGCGAGAAUGCCACGGCCUCCAAUCUGGUGGAUAGCUCCGAGGAGACAUCGGAGGACGGCAGCGAUGUCCUCAACAACACCGUGCAGAUCGAGGGCAAGGGACGGUGUCUCCGGCUGAGCUACAAUGCGGGGAAGCAUAGCUAUGUGUACUAUGGCCAGGAGUGCACUUCGAGGCACUAUUACAUCUGCGAGCACGAGGACAGGACGCUGGACAAUAAGAUCAAGAAGAUAUCCCGCGAGCUGAAGCUCUUCGAAUGACGAAUGUGAUAGUUCGA